Punica granatum (pomegranate) is the source of this 2170-nucleotide messenger RNA. The record is from RefSeq and is a predicted model, not a curated record. Lineage: Eukaryota; Viridiplantae; Streptophyta; Magnoliopsida; Myrtales; Lythraceae.
UAGACUCGAACCGGAAAAUGGAGUCCAUUCCCUCCCCUCCUUUCUUUUCACCCUCUCUGAGCUGAGAUUACUUUCAGCCAACUGAUAUUCCUCCGUCGCCAUGGAUAAGAGAAACCACUGUCCUCCAGAUGUAAACUCCAUCAAUGGCUUCUGCUCUAAAACCAAAAUCUUCCACAGCCUCCGUCCCCGGGUCCCUCUCCCUCCGCUUACCGAUCAUCAGCCCCUCUCGGUCACCGACUACGGCCUUUCCCUCCUCACCACCUCCGCCUCGGCUGCCUCCUCCACUUUCAUCAUCGACGCCUCCUCCGACGACGACCAACAGCUCACCUUCUCCCAGACCCUCCGCCUGGCUGGCUUCCUCACUCUCCGCCUCCGGGCCCGCUUCUCCCUCUCCAAGGGCGAUGUCGCCUUCAUCCUCGUCCCCCCCUCCAUCAACGUCCCCAUCAUCUACCUCUCCCUCCUCUCCCUCGGCGUGGUCAUCUCUCCCGCGAACCCGCUCAGCUCCGACUCGGAGAUCGCCCACCAGGUCCGGAUCAGUAACCCCUCCAUCGCAUUCGCCACCUCCUGGACCGCCUCCAAGCUUCUGCCUAAGCUCCGAUUGGGUGUGGUCCUUGUUGACUCGCCCGAAUUCGACUCCGUGUUGACUCACUACUCCGACACUGGCUCGGCCUCGUUCUGCUCCUCAUCUAUGCCACUGCUGAGCAAUGUCAAUCGAGUUUGUCCAUCCGAUCCGGCAACUAUACUCUAUUCCUCCGGCACGACCGGCCACGUCAAAGGAGUGCUCAUGACUCACCGGAACUUGAUCGCUCUGAUCGCUGGACGCUACCACGUCGAGCCGAAGAUUGACCCUGGCCCUGUCGAGUCCGAGCUGCCGCAACCACGACGACGUGUGUGUCUGUUCGCACUGCCUCCGUUCCAUGCCUAUGGCUUCUUGAUGCUGAUUAUGGCUUUUGUGAUGGGGGAGACCUUGAAUAUAAUGCGGAGGUUCGAAUUCGAGGCAAUGCUAAGGGCGGUGGAGAAGUACAGGGCCACUCGCCUGCUGGUGUCUCCGCCCAUUGUUAUGAACCUGGUGAAAUCGAAGAUCACGAACAAGUACGACCUGAGCUCGCUUGAGAACGCCGUGUGCGGCGGCGCCCCGCUCGACAGGAAGGUGUCAGAGCAGUUCCGGGCCAAGUUCCCCCACGUGGAGCUCAUGCUGGGAUAUGCUAUGACUGAGAGUGGAUCAGUAGGGAGUAGAAUGAUGGGUCCUUAUGAGAGUAGGCGUUACGGUUCGGUCGGCCGCCUCUCUGAGAAUAUGGAAGCAAAGAUAGUUGACCCUGUAACAGGAGAGGCCCUGCCCCCUGGUCAGAAAGGAGAACUUUGGCUUCGAGGGCCUUGUAUUAUGAAAGGUUACGUAGGAGAUGAUAAGGCAACUGCUGAAACCAUCAACUCAGAUGGCUGGCUUAAAACCGGCGACCUUUGUUACUUUGACUCCGAAGGGUUCCUUUUCAUUGUCGAUAGGUUAAAAGAAUUGAUAAAAUACAAGGCAUAUCAGGUACCCCCCGCUGAACUGGAGCAUUUACUGCAAUCAAAUCCUGAAAUAGCAGAUGCCGCUGUUAUUCCAUAUCCUGAUGAUGAAGCAGGGCAGAUCCCAAUGGCCUUCGUGGUGAGAAAAGCUGGAAGCAACAUUACCGAGACUCAAGUCAUUGAUUUCAUUGCAAAACAGUUGAACUUCUCUUUGAAGGUUGCUCCGUACAAGAAGAUAAGGCGAGUGGCUUUUGUCGAUAACAUCUCGAAAUCUCCGGCAGGGAAGAUAUUGAGGAGGCAUCUGAUCAAUCUAGCCGUAUCUGGCCCUAAAGCUCGGCUAUAAAACCCAUCCCCUCCUCACAGUUGUUCAACUUGACCUUUUCCAUGAAAAGGUCCAACUAUGCUUCCAUCUGAUCACUUGUCUUAGAUUUCUUUUUGCGGGUAAAAUGAUUACUCCAAUACCUGUGGUUAGUCGUUGUAAGGAAGUCGCAUGAUUUUCGGUGUGUAAUAUAGCAUUCGGAAGUUAAACGGGCCCCGACUAGUUUGUGUUGGGUCAGCUCACUAAGAAAGUAAAACUCUCUCAAUAUGUAUUUUAUAUUUUUCAAUACUCAAAUUCGAGAUCUUACAUAAGAAAAACAAGCGUUCAACUACUUGAAUCAAUUCA